Messenger RNA from Octodon degus (degu), 2810 nucleotides. It is a transcript of the gene E2f7, whose product is annotated as E2F transcription factor 7. The transcript has 13 exons. Bases 95 to 2803 code for a protein of 902 amino acids. Gene Ontology annotation, biological process: regulation of transcription by RNA polymerase II. Gene Ontology annotation, molecular function: DNA-binding transcription factor activity, RNA polymerase II-specific; RNA polymerase II cis-regulatory region sequence-specific DNA binding. Lineage: Eukaryota; Metazoa; Chordata; Mammalia; Rodentia; Octodontidae. Gene Ontology annotation, cellular component: RNA polymerase II transcription regulator complex. The record is from RefSeq and is a predicted model, not a curated record.
CUGGCCUUCCUGAUGUCGUCCUCCAGCUGCUGAUACCUGCAUCCUCUGUCCGCAUCGGCGUUGGGCCGCGGGAAUCCCGGCUGCGCAAAGCGGAAUGGAGGUAAAUUGUUUAACACUAAAAGACUUGAUCAACCCCAAGCAGACCAGACUAGAGUUGGCAGCUGAAGAUGGGGAAAACGCGCAAAAGGAAAAUAUAUUUGUUGAUCGAUUAAGGAUGGCCCCAAAGACUCCAAUAAAAAAUGAACCAAUUGAUUUAUCAAAGCAAAAAAUCUUCACUCCAGAAAGAAGCCCUAUUACUCCAGUUAAGCUUGUUGACCGACAGCAAACAGAGCCGUGGACACCCACAGCCAACCUGAAGGUGCUCAUCAGCGCUGCCAGCCCAGACAUUCGGGACCGAGAGAAGAGAAAGGGGCUGUUCAGACCCUUGGAAAACAAGGAUGAUGCGUUUACAGACUCUCUGCAGCUUGAUGUUGGGGACAGUGCUGUGGAUGAAUUUGAAAAGCAAAGACCAAGCAGAAAACAGAAAAGUUUAGGACUGCUCUGCCAGAAGUUUCUAGCUCGUUAUCCAAGUUACCCCUUGUCAACUGAGAAAACUACCAUCUCCCUAGACGAAGUGGCUGUCAGUCUCGGUGUGGAAAGAAGACGCAUCUAUGACAUUGUCAAUGUCCUGGAGUCCCUGCAUCUGGUCAGCCGUGUGGCCAAGAAUCAGUAUGGCUGGCAUGGACGGCACAGCCUGCCAAAAACCUUAAGAACCCUCCAGAGACUAGGCGAAGAGCAGAAGUACGAAGAGCAGAUGGCCCACCUCCAGCAGAAGGAGCUAGACCUGAUGGAUUAUAAGUUUGGCGAGCACAGAAGGAAUGGCUAUCCGGAGUGCCAAGAUCAGCAGUUACUGGAGUUCUCUGAGCCCGACUAUCCUUCAUCUGCAAACAGUAGAAAAGAUAAGUCUUUGAGAAUCAUGAGCCAGAAAUUUGUCAUGCUGUUCCUCGUCUCCAAAACCAAGAUUGUUACUCUGGAUGUGGCUGCUAAAAUACUGAUAGAAGAAAGCCAAGAUACUCCAGACCAUAGUAAAUUUAAAACAAAGGUACGACGUCUCUAUGACAUAGCCAAUGUUCUGACCAGCUUGGCUUUGAUAAAGAAAGUGCAUGUCACAGAAGAGCGAGGCCGGAAACCAGCCUUCAAGUGGAUCGGGCCUGUGGACUUCAGCUCCAGUGAUGAUGAACUAAUGGAUGUUUCUGCGUCCGUCUUACCAGAGUUGAAGAGAGAAACAUACGGCAAGAUUCAAGUCUGUGCAAAACAGAGGCUGGCUCGUCAUGGGUCCUUUAACACAGUUCAGGCUUCUGAGAGGAUAGAGAGAAAAGUGAUCUCAGAACCCAGCAGUCCAUACAGAGAGGAACAAGAAUCAGGUGGUUUUUCCUUAGAAAUUGGAAGUCUAGCUGCUAUCUACAGGCAGAAAAUAGAGGACAAGUUACAGGAAGGCACCUCUGCCAGUAAGAAAGCGGUACCUACAGCAGGCAGCCUGGACACCGGCCUCCUGUUUGACUCUGAAUACUAUGGUAACCCAUUAGCCCACCAGGCAUUUUCUGCUGCCCACACAGGCCUGCCGGCACUCUCCAUGCAAAACAGUCUUAGUGGACAAGUAGGGGUGUCCCUGGCUCCCAUGUCCUCUGACAGGGAGAGUAUGAAGCCUACCCUGUUUUCUGGCCAACCCAUGAUGUAUGUGCCCUCUGCAUCGCUGUUCAUGCUGUGUACAAACCUUCGAGGGGGGCCAGCCCCAGAGUCGGGCCUGGAGAGGAACGGCAGAAGCUUGGAGGUCCCGGCCACAGCAGAGCUGUCCUUGGCACCUUCCAGUCAGAAGCGCCUCUGUGAGGACAGGAAGCCCCUGGAGGAGCACGAGCCUGCCACUAAAAGACAAAGUCGGGAACUUGAAGACAGCCCCUUAUCCCUGGUAAUGCCCAAGAAGCCCUCAGAUUCCAUAGACCUCACCUCUGCCAAGACGGUGGGGUGCAGCGGCUCUGCGUCCCAGGAAGACUGUCCUGGGGAUGGCCCCCACCUGGCUGCGGAAGAGGUUUCUGGAAAUGCUGCAGAACACCACUUUGCUUCUUCUGAGCAUAGAACUCCUUCAAGAAACACAGAUACUGAAAAAAAGCCUUCACAAGAAAAUGAAAGCACCAAAGACUCCUCUUUGCCUCAGUAUCUGUAUGUGCAGUCUCCGCCCGGAUUAAAUGGUUUCAAUGUGCUCUUCUCUGGCAGCCAAAUCCCCUACACUGUGGGACCAUCCUCAGGUCAGCUGCCGCCCUUCAGUGUUCCUUGCAUGGUCUUACCGUCUCCACCUCUGGGCCCUUUUCCUGUUGUCUACUCUGCAGUGCCUGGGCCGAUUCCUUCUGCACCUGGCAUCCUCCCAAACACAGGACCUGUGAAUUUCAGCUUGCCGGGCCUUGGACCUACAGCUCAUCUUCUCAUCGGCCCUGCAGCUAUGAUUAACCCAAAGCUGUCCACGCUCCCUUCUGCAGACCCUCAGCUUCAGGGUCAGCCCUCCUGGAACCUGAGCCCUGUGACGGCAAGGUCGCACAGCGUCCAGCCUGAGUCCCCUGCAUACAUGGGGCAUCCAGUCUCAGUCAUAAAAUUAGAACAGUCACCCGUUCCAGUGACACCCAAGAGUAUGCAUCGCACGCACCGGGAGACCUUUUUCAAAACACCUGGCAGCCUCGGAGACCCCAUCCCUAGGAGAAGAGAAAGGAACCAGUCACGAAACACCAGCUCAGCCCAGAGGAGACUAGAAAUUCCCAGCGGUGGGCCUGAGUAGACAGAUG